Molecule: messenger RNA, 1074 nt
Organism: Drosophila subpulchrella
Lineage: Eukaryota; Metazoa; Arthropoda; Insecta; Diptera; Drosophilidae
Gene: Coq3
Product: ubiquinone biosynthesis O-methyltransferase, mitochondrial
Exons: 4
Coding region: 118-987 (289 amino acids)
Biological process (GO): ubiquinone biosynthetic process
Molecular function (GO): 2-methoxy-6-polyprenyl-1,4-benzoquinol methyltransferase activity
Source: RefSeq, a predicted model, not a curated record
UUUUACUUUCAUUACGCUUCUCAAAAACCCCCAAAGCUCUCACUACGCCCCUGUCUACGCCACUUGCAGCAAAACAAAGUCAGCUGUUUUUAUCAAAGUUUGUUAUUGCUCUCAAAAAUGCUGCGAAAAUCAUUAUUUGCCAGCGACAAGCUGAGACAAUCGCUGGUGGGGGUUUUGGUGCGAAAUUCUACCAGGAGCAGCAGCACUGCGACUUUAUUGGAUGCCGGUACCCAAAAGGAAGUGCGCCACCAUGAGAACCAUGCCUCCGAGUGGUGGAAUCAAAAUGGAACCAUGGGUGCUCUGCAUGCCCUGAAUGAGAUUAGGGUUCCCUUCAUCCGCGAUGGCAUCGUUUCGCGGGGCACAGUGAAGCCUGGUUACGUAAAUACCACCAAGGUGCUAUUGGGACAACAUAUUCUGGAGGUUGGAUGCGGCGGUGGACUGCUAACGGAGCAACUGGCUCGCCUGGGUGCCCAGGUCACGGGCAUAGAUCUGGGCGAGAAGUUAAUUGAAGCUGCUCGCGAUCACCUCAAGUGCUCCAGUCCGGAACUGGCCAACAAGGUGGUGUACAAAAUGGAGCCCGUGGAUCAGCACGCCAAGGCGAAUUGUGAAUCCUACGAUGCUGUAAUAGUAUCCGAAGUACUGGAGCAUGUCGACGAUAAAGUGGCGCUGCUGGAGGCCAGUGUGCGAACCCUUAAGCCUGGAGGAUCCAUUUUCAUCACCACCUUAAACAAAACAAUCCCCAGUUGGUUCGGUAGCGUUAUCCUGAGCGAAUAUGUACUGAAUCUGGUGCCCAAGGGAACGCAUCAUUGGGACAAGAUGAUAUCCCCAUUGGAUGUUCAGCGUAUCUUGGAUACAAUGAACUGCCAGACGGUGUUGGUGAAUGGAAGCACCUACGACUUUUGGAACAACACCUGGCGCUGGAUCAACAACACCCAGAUGUGUUACGCCCUGCAGGCGGUGAAACAACCACUGAGCGAAUCCAAUUGAAUUCGAUUAAUUUAUUUAACUAGUAGCUAGGUCAGUGUGUAACAACUAAGGAGUAAACUAAUCGUCAUCCGAACGUGGUUUCUUGAA